AUGGAGUUUCCUCAUAUCUUGGCUCCUCACAAAGAUUUAAUGGUGGGUCCAAUCUCCGCCGUGGAUAAACGCCUUCAUGGUCAUCUCCUUCCUUCUUCAGCCUCAGUCCCUCCUGAUGCUGAAUACUAUCAGAACCAGAGUGGUGCUUCUCAAGGUUCUCUUUGCAUCAACCGUGGAGUCGAUUCCUCUCCUACCUCGUCCUCCACCCAGAUUACCUCAAAGCUUUCUAUGAAGAUUCUCAACUCGAAGCACUUAGGAAACAACUUGACACACUACUUCUCAUCUUCCCUCUACUUUCAAAAUGUUGUCUCUUCCAUGAGGAUUUUGGUUGGCAUAACAUGUGAGGAUGGUGGAACGACGGAGCGUGCUGAAGAAAUUAUUCGCGACAAUAUUGAUCCCAUAGCUAAUGAGGUUCUUGAACUAUGGAUGGAUAGUUGUGUUUGUAAAGAAGGAACGACUACUGUUGGAGACAAUGAGAGGGAUCAAUUGGAGAAAAGGGAUCGAAUGAUAAAGAGUAGAGCAAUUGAGAUGGAUUUGAGCUCAAGCAUGCCUAUUUAA
Populus euphratica (Euphrates poplar) is the source of this 558-nucleotide messenger RNA. RefSeq names its product red chlorophyll catabolite reductase, chloroplastic-like. Gene Ontology annotation, molecular function: red chlorophyll catabolite reductase activity. The record is from RefSeq and is a predicted model, not a curated record. Gene Ontology annotation, cellular component: chloroplast. The transcript has 2 exons. Lineage: Eukaryota; Viridiplantae; Streptophyta; Magnoliopsida; Malpighiales; Salicaceae. Gene Ontology annotation, biological process: chlorophyll catabolic process. The coding region runs from base 1 to 558 and encodes 185 amino acids.